Molecule: messenger RNA, 4886 nt
Organism: Diceros bicornis minor
Lineage: Eukaryota; Metazoa; Chordata; Mammalia; Perissodactyla; Rhinocerotidae
Gene: LDB3
Product: LIM domain binding 3
Exons: 13
Coding region: 1-2172 (723 amino acids)
Biological process (GO): actin cytoskeleton organization; heart development; muscle structure development
Cellular component (GO): Z disc; adherens junction; filamentous actin
Molecular function (GO): muscle alpha-actinin binding; actin binding
Source: RefSeq, a predicted model, not a curated record
AUGUCCUACAGUGUGACCCUGACCGGGCCUGGGCCCUGGGGCUUCCGUCUGCAGGGGGGCAAGGACUUCAACAUGCCGCUCACUAUCUCCCGGAUCACGCCAGGCAGCAAGGCCGCCCAGUCCCAGCUCAGCCAGGGUGACCUCGUGGUGGCCAUUGACGGCGUCAACACAGACACCAUGACCCACCUGGAGGCCCAGAACAAGAUCAAGUCUGCCAGCUACAACCUGAGCCUCACGCUGCAGAAGUCGAAGCGUCCCAUUCCCAUCUCCACGGCAGCGCCUCCCAUCCAGUCCCCUCUGCCGGUGAUCCCCCACCAGAAGGACCCUGCUCUGGACAUGAACGGCAGCCUGGCAGCGCCCAGCCCCAGCCCCGAGGCAAGGCCCAGCCCUGGCACCCCAGGCACCCCGGAGCUCAGGCAGACCUUUAGCUCCUCCUUCUCCCAGACCUCCGUCUUCUCCUCACACACGGAGGCCUCUGACCUCGGCCCUCCGCGGGGCAGCCCGGGGGCCAAGACCAGCCCGGAGGGAGCCCUGGAUUCACUCAGCCCGAAAGUGCCGCUGGGCUCGAGCCAGCCAAGGCAGUAUAACAACCCCAUCGGGCUGUACUCGGCACAGACCCUGAGGGAGAUGGCUCAGAUGUAUCAGAUGAGCCUCCGAGGGAAGGCCACAGGUGCUGCACUCCCAGGAGGCGCUGACUACCAGGAACGCUUCAACCCCAGCGCCCUCAAGGACUCGGCCCUAUCCACCCACAAGCCCAUCGAGGUGAAGGGGCUGGGCGGCAAGGCCACCAUCAUCCACGCGCAGUACAACACGCCCAUCAGCAUGUACUCCCAGGACGCCAUCAUGGACGCCAUCGCCGGGCAGGCCCAGGCCCAGGGCAGUGACUUCAGUGGGAGCCUUCCUAUUAAAGACCUCACUGUGGACAGCGCCUCUCCCGUGUAUCAGGCUGUGAUCAAGAACCAGAACAAGCCGGAGGAUGAGGCUGACGAGUGGGCCCGCCGCUCCUCCAACCUGCAGUCCCGCUCCUUCCGCAUCCUGGCCCAGAUGACCGGCACAGAAUUCAUGCAAGACCCUGACGAAGAAGCUUUGCGAAGGUCAAGGCCCAAGGCCUCGGCCUACAGUCCCACGGCUGCGACCUGUUCGGCACCUGCCGCCCAUACAUACAGCGAGGCCCCACCUGCCCCUGUGCCCAAGCCCCGGGUUGUCACCACUGCCAGCAUCCGGCCUUCUGUCUACCAGCCAGUGCCUGCAGCUACCUACAGUCCAUCCCAGGGGGCCAGUUACAGCCCAACUCCCUACACCCCCUCUCCUGCUCCUGCCUAUACCCCGUCUCCUGCCCCCACCUACUCCCCCUCCCCGGCACCAGCCUAUGCCCCCUUGCCUGCCCCAAGCUAUAACCCUGCACCCUUGGCGGCCUACAGCGGGGGCCCUGCGGAGUCAGCCAGCCGCCCCCCGUGGGUGACAGAUGACAGCUUCUCUCAGAAGUUUGCCCCUGGCAAGGGCACCACCUCCAUCAGUAAGCAGACCCUUCCCCGAGCGGCCCCUGCCUACAGCCCUACAGGUCCCCAGGUGUCCCCACUUGCCAGGGGCACUGUCCAGAGGGCCGAGCGCUUCCCAGCCAGCAGCCGGACUCCACUCUGUGGCCACUGCAACAGCAUCAUCCGGGGCCCCUUUCUGGUAGCCAUGGGCCGCUCCUGGCACCCAGAAGAGUUCACCUGUGCCUACUGCAAGACCUCCCUGGCAGACGUAUGCUUUGUGGAGGAGCAGAACAACGUUUACUGUGAACGGUGUUAUGAGCAGUUUUUUGCCCCAAUCUGUGCCAAGUGCAACACCAAAAUCAUGGGGGAAGUGAUGCAUGCCCUGAGACAGACGUGGCACACGACCUGCUUCAUCUGUGCAGCCUGCAAGAAGCCCUUCGGGAACAGCCUCUUCCACAUGGAGGAUGGGGAGCCCUACUGCGAGAAAGACUACAUCAAUCUGUUCAGCACCAAGUGUCAUGGCUGCGAUUUCCCUGUGGAGGCCGGUGACAAGUUUAUUGAAGCCCUGGGACACACCUGGCACGACACCUGCUUCAUUUGCGCAGUCUGUCAUGUGAAUCUGGAGGGGCAGCCAUUCUACUCCAAGAAGGACAAACCCCUGUGCAAGAAGCACGCGCACGCCAUCAACGUGUAGGGAGCCCAGGGCGUCUGUUGCGGACAGGCUGGGAGCUGCUCCUGCUGCUGGCAACAAAGGAUUCAGGGAGGCUGAUGUUUCUUUUAGGGGGAAAGGGGGAAGACAGGAAGCAACUGAGCCCUUUUGAAGUAUAAUUUUAGUCCUUUCUUCUGCACUCAGAUCAUGUAUUUGCAUAGUUCAGACUAGAAGCCAAAUGAAGAUUCCUAAACCAAGCUAGUAAUUAAUCCAAGACUGGAAUUGUACUUCAAACGUUUAGGACAGGAAUCCAAGAACUCAAAAGUGAAAUACGAAAAGUAACUUUCCCAAAGUGAUACAUGUCCCUGAGGUCCCCAGAGCAGGGACGGGGCUCAGAGCAGUUGUGGAGAAUCUGAAGCGUCUAUGGAGUUUUCUAGAGCUCCUCUGGCAAACAAACGAAGUGCCAAACAGUCCUGGCUGCAGGGUAUUUUUAGAGCCAUAGCUGAGAGCUUAUUAGCUAAGGCCGAUUGGGCUUUCCUCACCAAAAAAGGAAGUGUUAUUCCAUGACCAGCGCCAUGGAGCUACCUCUGCACAUCAGACUUCAGACCUGAACAGACUUGAGCAUUCUGAAGGGAGCCCAGACAUCCGAAGAGAUGUGUUCUGGGAGCCCUGGGCAGUUGACGGGGCUUUGGGAGGGCUGGGGCUCACCCUGCACACUGCUGAGCAAAGAUGGGCUCUUCAGUUACCCUCUUUCGGUCUAAAACAUUCAAUAUCCCCUGAAGGCUUCGCUCCUGUUUGAAUUGUGACGGGAAAGUGGAAUUGGGUUUUUCCAGUUUUGCUUUGCUGUGUGUGAGAGGAUAUUUUAAAACCACUCUGGGUUGUGUUUGGCCUUUGUUUCGCUUUAUGAGGUUCGUUAGCAUGAAUGUCUAGUCCUGUGCAUGUAUUUCACUCCCAGUCCUAUGACUGCUCAUUUAUUACGUCUUCCUCAGCACCCUUCCCCCAACAGACUUAGAGUCCUGUGGAAAAAAGAGAGAGUGUCUGAAACGGGAUGGCAGAAUAAGCCAAGAACAUGUUCAAGCUCUGGGUGGAGAAGACGAACCUUACACUCUGCCAACCUCAGUAAGAACGCACGAGUUGGCAGGACCUCCCACCUCAGAUCUGCACUAUCCUUCUCAUAUGUUCUUUUAAAUCCAUCACACUGAUUAUGUAUAAUUGUGUUGACUGCCGGAAGGAAGAGAUGGACUGCUAUAUGUAGUCAUUCGCCAUUUUGGCCAAUAUUUUGAAAACGUAUGAGCUGAGUUGACGUAGCAAUUAUUUAAGUAUUUAUUGAAAUAGACUUGGGUCUUCAAACUUCUUUAAAGUGUUAGUGAUAGUCUGAGUUAAGUAAGCAUUUUAAAGCUGUUUGGUGAUAGAGAGAGAAGCUUAGUUUCUGAGGCUGGAAAUGGGGUCGUCCCCUUCCCUUGUAGGAAGCACUGUUGUGUGCUCCUUGAACCUGGCAUUGAGGCGGGCACUGGGGGUGGGUGUCUCGCACUUGAGCACAGUACUUAAGGCACUCUUCCAAUUCACCGCUACUCUCUCCUCACUCGUGGUUUGGAUUUUCUCUUUGCACGUUUGAAAUGUUUUAUGGGAAUGCAUUAGAACACUUUUUCUUCUGAGAACUGAGGCUUCCAGGGGACUGCCAUUCUACCUGAGUGUGUCCCUUCUCCCUGAGGGAGAAGGAAGCAGCUAGAUGUGUCCCUAGCAGGAGGCCCGUAUUUUUUUUCCACAGGUGAAGCCACCACCAUCCCCAGGGAGCAUCAGGGCCCUCCUUUACCUUUGGUGCAAUGAGAAAGUGAAUAUAAAGUACCAGGCAGUGAAUUCUGCUGGGAGCGCCUGGAGGUUUUCCAGGAGUUGCAAACAAGUACCUCAGAGCAUUCUGUUAUUUUGGGGAAGUUCAAAUACACAGAGACAAGGAGGUUGCUGACUGUACAGAAAGGCUCUAGGCAGGAUUUUCCUUAAAAAAAAAAAAACAAAAAACUAUUAAAUUAUCAGGGACUGGUCUUGAGAAAAGGGAAAAUGUUCCCUAGAGUUAAGUUUCCAAAAAUAUCUCUUAAAAGAGUUUACACGCUCGCGCACACACACACACACACAUGAUCAUUAAAAAGUGUAUGAUUAUUAAAAAGUGUAUGAUCAUUAAAAGGAAAAGUGAACUAUCUCAAAGGAGAACUUCAUCAUGGUCAUUUAUUGAAUUGGUGUUUCUACAUCCUAGAGCUAGUGUGGAUUCUGAGGGACUCGUAUUUACCAAAACACAAAACAAACAAACAAAAUAUUUUAAAGGUAGCAAGGAAAGGAGGUAGUUUUCAGUAUGGUUCCCUCGGUGUUUGUAAGUUUGGCAUAGCAUCGGGGUUCAGGUUGUACCGUUUCAAGUGAACGUCAUGGAGAUGCUACAACACCAGCACGAUUGUUACGCGUUCCUGGUGGGGAGUACACGUGGGAUCUACAGUUCUUGUCUCUUCAUUGUUGACAUUUAUUUAACAUUCAUAAACAUUCACUUUUUGCAACUGAGUGGCUUGUGUCUGCAGUGUUUGUGUUAGGAAUCUAGCUUUUAUAAUGUUAACUUUUCAACCAAGAUACUCUUGCUUUGGGAUUUUUUUUUUAAUUUUAAGAUUUCAUAAGUGGAAUGUAGUGUGUUAGAGGUGUGCACAAAAAUAUUUUGCAUGGUUUUUAUUUUUUUGGCCCUUGUGAAUUCUACUUUUUAGCAAAAUAAAACCAAAAAAAGG